Messenger RNA from Diaporthe batatas, 1590 nucleotides. RefSeq lists its product as uncharacterized. Gene Ontology annotation, biological process: unsaturated fatty acid biosynthetic process. NCBI's taxonomy places the organism in Eukaryota, Fungi, Ascomycota, Sordariomycetes, Diaporthales, Diaporthaceae. Gene Ontology annotation, cellular component: endoplasmic reticulum membrane. Bases 10 to 1590 code for a protein of 526 amino acids. The record is from RefSeq and is a predicted model, not a curated record. The transcript is spliced from 5 exons. Gene Ontology annotation, molecular function: heme binding; serine-type peptidase activity; stearoyl-CoA 9-desaturase activity.
CUUGGCUGGAUGAUAUUCAAACAGGACCCCAAAAAGCUUGGUCGAACCGACAUGACUGAUCUGAAUCAAAAUCGCAUUGUGAUGUGGCAGCAUCGGAACUAUCUACCAGCUGUAAUUGUCAUGGCCUGGACUUUUCCGGCUCUGGUAUGCGGCCUAUGGGGCGACCGGAUGGGUGGCUUCAUCUACGCCGGCAUAAUACGGUGCUUCCUCCUCCAGCAGGCCACGUUCUGCGUGAACUCUCUCGCUCAUUGGAUCGGUGAGCAGCCGUUUGACGACCGUCGCUCUCCCCGUGACCACUUCCUGACAGCCGUGGUAACUCUGGGCGAGGGCUAUCACAACUUCCACCAUGAAUUUCCUUCAGAUUAUCGAAAUGCUAUCGAAUGGUGGCAAUAUGAUCCUACCAAAUGGAUGAUAUGGCUGUGGAAACAAGUUGGGCUCGCCGACGACCUCAAGCGCUUCCGCCGAAACGAGAUCGAAAAGGGGAGAAUCCAACAGCUCCAGAAGGCGCUGGAUCGGAGGCGUAGCAAAUGCGAUUGGGGGCUUCCGCUGGAACAACUUCCCAUCAUGUCGUGGGAUGACUUUGUGACAGAAACUCAGGUCAACACUAGGACACUCCUAGUUGUGGCUGGUGUCAUCCACGAUGUUGCAGAUUUCAUCCAAGAGCACCCAGGCGGCAGGUCCCUAAUUGCCGCUUAUGUUGGCAAAGACGCCACUGCUGCUUUUAAUGGUGGCGUGUAUAACCAUUCAAAUGCGGCGCAUAAUUUGCUGGCAACCAUGCGAGUUGGCAUCUUGCGGGGUGGGGGCCUCCUGGCUACCUCGACCGUGGGCAAGCCCGUCCGACAGCGCUCUGCUUUCGCGGUCAAGGAAACUCACCACGUUCCUCGCAGGUGGACUGAGACUCGCCGGCCAGAUGCUGACCAGAAGAUCUCUCUGCGCAUCGGUCUGAAACAGGGUUCGUUCUCAGACUUGGAGCGGCAGCUGUAUGAGGUGUCAGAUCCUGAUCACCCGUCGUACGGUCAGCACCUGAAGGCGCACGAGUCGGCGCUGAAGUACAGCUCUGCCCGUGACUGGAUCACAGUCACCCUCCCGGUCGCGGACAUCGAGGCAAUGCUGGACGCAAAGUACUCGGUCUACCGCCAUGAAGAUGGGUCAGAGGUUCCUAAGUCUUUUGCCCUCAAGGUUGAGACGCUUGAGGACAAGAAGCCAGCUACGAAGCUGUACAACAAUGGCUCUGUAUCCGAUGUCUGUGUCUGGGAUCACGUCACCCCGACGUGCCUGAGGACACUAUACGGGACUAUCGACUACCAGACACAGUCCAAUGAUACAAACAUCAUGGGCCUAGUUGACUACCUCGGCGAAUCCAACAACAGGAAUGAUACCUUCCAAUUCCUCUCAGAGUAUCGACCCGAGGCCAAGUCCGGAGCCUACGACUUCAAGUUCGAUUCCAUCGCGAACGGAACAACGACGCAGAAGGGCUGGGACGCUGUGACGGGCUUUGGGACGCCCAAGUUCAAGGAGAUUCUUGAGCUGCUCGGUGUCGGUAAUGCUUCGUUCACGGGGAGGAAACAGGGAUGGAGUGUGGCCCAGUAG